Messenger RNA from Malania oleifera, 989 nucleotides. Its product is annotated as cysteine-rich receptor-like protein kinase 14. Lineage: Eukaryota; Viridiplantae; Streptophyta; Magnoliopsida; Santalales; Ximeniaceae. Bases 61 to 987 code for a protein of 308 amino acids. The transcript has a single exon. The record is from RefSeq and is a predicted model, not a curated record.
UUGGGUCAGAUUCAGACAUAAACAUGAUUACAUGAACUGAAACUUCUUACCCAAUCUGCAAUGGGUUCUUUCACUUCAUUUGUUCUAUUUCAUGUUUCGCUUCUAUGGCUUAUCAGUCUGGCCACCGCCCAGUUGAUAUGCUACACCACGGGCAACUUCACCACCAACAGCACCUACGGCAAGAACCGCAACCUCCUCCUCUCUUCUCUCUCCCACAACGUCGCCAAUGCCGGCGGCUUUUACAGCGCCGACGCCGGCCAAGACCCCGACAAGACCUACGCUCUGGCGCUCUGCAGAGGAGACAUUUCCUCCGAAGACUGUAGGAAUUGCGUCAACGUCGCGAGCCAAAUCAUCAUAAACAAUUGUACCAACCAGAAGGAAGCAAUCACAUGGUCAGGGGAGGGUCCUCUAUGCGUCGUGCGGUGCUCGGACGGUAAAAUUUUUGGAUCGGUAGCGACGACUCCCACUCGCGCGUUUUACAAUGUGGGGAAUAUCCCGACUGGAUCGGAAGAUAAGUUUCAUGAGAUUUGGGAUAAUUUGACGGAUAGUUUAGUGAUUGGGGCCUCGAUGGGUUCAAAAGAGCUGAAAUUCGCAACUGGGGAGGCGAAGGUCUCAGAUUUUUUUGAGAGGAUUUAUGCGCUGAUGCAGUGCACUCCGGAUUUAUCACAGAUGGAUUGCAGCGAUUGUCUGCGGCAGGCGGUGAUUCAUUACAGAGGAUGUUGCCGGAGGAACAUAGGUGGCGUUGUUCUCCAACCAAGUUGUGUGUUUAGAUUUGAUCUGUACCCUUUCUAUAAUUCUACUGACAGCAGCAUUACUCCGCCGCCCUCUCCACCAGCGCCUCCCGCCAGAUUUCUUCCGCCGCCGCCAUCAACGAACAGCACAGUUACUACCAAUGGUACGCCCAAAAUGAUUUCUUCUUUUCUUUGUUUGACAACUUUGACCUUUUUAAAAAUUUAUUGUGUUACGGACAAAAAAACUCUUUUUUGAAA